AUGUCCUCAUUAAGGAUUGUCCUUAAUUUCCAAUGUGGAUUUGGAGUCCUGGCCAAUAUAUUUCUCCUUGUUUUCUACACUUUCAUAAUUCUGUGUCACAGACCUAAGCCCACGGACAUGAUCUCCUGUCACCUGACCUUCAUCCACAUAGUGCUGCUCAUCACUGGAGCGGAUAUUUGGCUUACAGACAUAUUUGAGUCACUAAACAUUGAUAAUGACUUCAAAUGUAAGACAACUUUUUACAUAAACAGAGUGAUGAGAGGCCUGUCCAUCUGUAUCACCUGCCUCCUGGGUGUGUUCCAGGCUGUCACUAUCAGUCCCAGUUCCUCUUUGUUGAAUAAAUUUAAAUAUAAACUUAAAAAAUACAUGAUUUCUGCUUUCUUACUUAUUUGGUCUUUCAACUUGUCAUUCACCUGUCACCGAAUAAUCUAUUCUGGUUCUUUUUCCAAUGUGAGUGAAACCAAACAGAUGAAGGUCACCAAAUUCUGCUCACUCUUCUCCAUGAACCACAUCAUCAGGGCAUUGAUUUUAACAGUGGCAACCUCCAGAGAUGUAUUUCUUGUAGGAGUUAUGCUGGCCACAAGUGCAUACAUGGUGAUCAUCUUGCUCAGACAUCAGAGGCAACAUAAGCAUCUUCACAGCCUCAGCCAUCUGAGAGCAUCUCCUGAGAAAAGGGCCACCCAGACCAUCUUGCUGCUGGUUGUCUCCUUUGUGGUCAUGUACUGGGUGGACUUCAUCAUCUCAUCCACUGCAAUUUUAUUACGGAUGUACGACCCAGUCAUCCUGAGUGUUCAGAAGUUUGUGAUGAAUGUCUAUCCCACAAUUACUCCUUUGGUACAAAUCAGUUCUGAUAACAGAAUAACCAAUAUGAAGAAACACAUGCAAUCUUUGUUCCACCAUAUUUUCAAAAAGAGAUAA
This is a messenger RNA of Microtus oregoni (creeping vole), 918 nucleotides long. Its product is annotated as putative vomeronasal receptor-like protein 4. The coding region runs from base 1 to 918 and encodes 305 amino acids. The transcript has a single exon. Gene Ontology annotation, molecular function: pheromone receptor activity. Gene Ontology annotation, cellular component: membrane. NCBI's taxonomy places the organism in Eukaryota, Metazoa, Chordata, Mammalia, Rodentia, Cricetidae. The record is from RefSeq and is a predicted model, not a curated record. Gene Ontology annotation, biological process: G protein-coupled receptor signaling pathway.